This is a messenger RNA of Benincasa hispida (wax gourd), 2998 nucleotides long. RefSeq lists its product as uncharacterized. Gene Ontology annotation, biological process: activation of GTPase activity. The record is from RefSeq and is a predicted model, not a curated record. Lineage: Eukaryota; Viridiplantae; Streptophyta; Magnoliopsida; Cucurbitales; Cucurbitaceae. Gene Ontology annotation, molecular function: GTPase activator activity.
CCAGACCCUAAACCAGACUUUCUCCAAAAAGCCGUAUCAGCGCCAUUAGAACAAAAUUCCUUCUCUCUUUUUCUCUCUCCCUUUUCCCUUCCUUCUCUCCCCCUCUCUCCUUCUCGCCUGCCAAACAAACAAAAUUCUUCUUCCCCUUUUUCUUGUUAACUUCCCAUAAUUUCUUAUGGAAUUCUGGGUAAUCACUCAAUUCAUUUCCUCUUCUUUUCUUCAUUUUCAUCCCCGCUCUUAAUCAUUCAGAACGCGGUGAAAUUUGAGUUCCAGAAAGUUUUGACCUGAAAUCCAUGGCGCUUUCUGAAAUCGUGCCGGCAUUGUCCGAACCCGCGUCGACGACAUCCUCUUCUUCCUGCUCUGGCUCUGUUUCUCAUCGGAAUUCUGAGGAUAAACGCCGGUUUGUUGAUCUUAGAGGUGUACGGUGGCGUAUAAAUCUUGGGGUUUUGCCUUCUUUGGCUUCUAUUGAUGAUCUUCGUCGUGUUACAGCUGAUUCGAGAAGAAGAUAUGCUAUGUUGAGAAGACGCCACCUUGUUGAUCCACACGUUUCCAAGGAUGGAAGCAGUUCUCCUGAUAUUGCAAUGGAUAAUCCUCUAUCACAAAACCCAGAUAGCAUGUGGGGCCGCUUCUUUCGGAGUGCUGAGCUGGAGAAAAUGGUUGACCAGGAUUUAUCACGUUUAUAUCCAGAACAUGGAAGCUACUUCCAGACGCCUGGAUGUCAAAGCUUGCUUAGAAGAAUUUUAUUGUUAUGGUGCCUUCAACAUCCCCAGUUCGGCUAUAGACAAGGAAUGCACGAACUUUUGGCUCCUUUGUUGUAUGUUCUUCACGUUGAUGUGGAGAGGCUUUCCCAAGUGAGAAAACUUUAUGAAGACCAAUUUGCCGACAAGUUUGAUGGCCUCUCAUUUCAAGAUGGUAGUUUCAAAUAUAAUUUUGAUUUCAAAAACCGUCUGGAUCCAACUGAAGAUGAGUUUGGAGCUGAUGGAAAUGUGGAAAGCGUAAAAAGUCUUUCAGAGCUAGAUCCUGAAAUACAAACUAUUAUAUUGUUGACUGAUGCAUAUGGAGCUGAAGGGGAACUGGGCAUUGUCCUUUCUGAGAGAUUUAUUGAACACGAUGCAUAUACCAUGUUGGAUGCUUUGAUGAGUGGAGCCCAUGGGGAAGUUGCAAUGGCAGACUUUUACUCUCCAACGCCUGCAGGUGGUUCCCUUUCAGGAUUGCCUCCUGUAAUUGAAGCAUCUUCUGCUUUAUACCACUUGCUCUCACAUGUUGAUUCAUCCCUACAUGCUCACCUUGUUGAACUGGGUGUAGAGCCUCAGUACUUCUCUCUCCGUUGGUUAAGGGUUUUAUUUGGUCGUGAAUUUUCGCUUGAAGACCUCUUGACAAUUUGGGAUGAAAUAUUUGCAUCAGAUAAUAGAAAAUUUGACAGAAGUGAUGAACCUGAGACAAGCUCCAGCUUUGACUUCCUUGGUUCAUCUCGUGGUGCAUUUAUUGCUGCUAUUGCUGUUUCUAUGUUACUUUAUCUGCGAUCAUCUUUACUUGCCACAGAAAAUGCAACUUUAUGUCUUCAGAGAUUGUUAAACUUCCCCAAGAAUGUGGAUUUGAAAAAACUGAUAGAGAAGGCGAAAUCUUUGCAAACAUUAGCAAUGCAUUCUAAUAUCUCAUCGACACCCUUGUUGUCUGGAGCUUAUCAUAACCAUAGCAAGUCUAUGGUUGCACGAGGUAAUGGCCAUUCAUCUGGUUCUGUUUCACCAAAAACUCCAUUAAAUCAUGUUCCUGAGAGUUACUGGGAGGAGAAGUGGAGAGUUUUACACAAGGAACAAGAAUUUAAACAAAGUGGCUCAAGAAGUCAGAAUGCAGCCCAAAAGAAAGGAUGGUCAGAGAAAGUGAGGUUCCUGUAUAGGACAGAAUCUGACCCAUCUCCAGCAAAGCUGGUGGGUGGCAAAAAGAACACCAAGUCCUCUGUUAGGCGAAGGUUGCUGGCAGAUUUGUCGCGCGAACUUGGUGCAGAGGAAGACAGUGAAAAAUGUGGGAAUGAUGAAGUCGAUAACAAGGAUGAUCUCUCGGUAGAAGGGGAGGUGGAUGGACAAGAUGGCUGUGAGAAGUACAUGGAAAAUGCUGAAGACAAGAGGUGUGAAAGUGGAAUUGCUGGCAGUGAAGAAAACUCUUCAAUAUUCUCAGACCCAACAAGUUCCUUCAGUGGAGCAAAUGAUAAUGAACAUGACUUAAAUGAUUCAAGCAGAAGCAGUGUUGCUUCAAAUUUGUCCUUGGAUGAAAAUGAUGAUCAGUCCCAGUCUGUAGUGGAAGGUUCGCCUCUUCCAGCUCCAGAUCAGUAUGAGAACAUCCCUGAAAAAUCUGGGUGCACUAAUGAUUUUGAGGGCAAUGCAGCAGUGGGGACAAAGGAUCGGAAACUUCUUGGAAAAUUUCCAUGGUUUUGGAAGUUUGGCAGAAAUGCUGCUAGUGAGGGGAAAGCUGACACUGAGACUUCCAAAUCGACUGGAGCCGAGAGUAAUCCAAUAAAGAAUAUUGAUCCCCCUAAAAUUGAUGGGGCUUGUAGUACUUCUGUUAGCGGCAAAGGAGACGGUGUGGAUCAAAAUGUGAUGGGGACUCUCAAGAAUCUUGGUCAAUCUAUGCUCGAUCACAUUCAGGUUAUAGAAACCGUAUUUCAGCAAGAACGGGGUCAAGUAGGAUCAUUGGAGAAUUUGUCGAAGAAUCCUUUAGUUGGCAAAGGACAAGUAACAGCCAUGGCAGCUCUCAAGGAGCUUCGGAAAAUCAGCAAUCUCUUAUCUGAGAUGUAAGACGGUUCUAUUUUUACUUAAUUUGUAUAUACAUUUUGUAAUUAUAUUUUUAGUGGCGUAAUAAAAUGAGUUUAUCUGUAUUACUACUACUACUACCUCAUUCAAUAUGUCGGGUUAAAGUCUAAACCAUGGUUGCAGCGACAUAAACACGCUUUUGUACCGAGAAGGCAUUAGCUAGAAUAAAUGGAUACGAAAUUUUGUUGCAA